AUGGAUCAGUCACAGUUUCGGGCAGCUGCGCAUUCUGCCAUUGAUGACACCACUUUGAUUCUAUGCCUGAAAAGAGAGUCCUGCCAACUGUGGAACCAGGAUAUCUUCGUUCACUCGUACCAGAGAACCCCCCCUGACGAGCCGGAGGAAUGGGCUGCCAUCCAAAAUGACAUUGACUCCAAGAUCAAGCCUGGCUUGACUCAUUGGCAGUCCCCAAACUUCAUGGCAUAUUUCCCGGCAGGAGUGACCUACCCCAGUAUUUUGGGUGAGAUGUACUCUGCUACAUUCAAUGCCCCCGCUUUUAAUUGGCUUUGCUCUCCGGCAUGUACGGAACUGGAAACUAUCGUCAUGGACUGGAUGGCAAAAGCCUUCGGUCUUCCUGAGUGCUUUUUGAGCUCCUCUAAAGGUGGAGGCGUCAUCCAAAACAGUGCUAGCGAUGCCAUUGCCACUGUUAUUACCGCUGCCAGAGAAAGACGAGCACGCGAACUGGCACUGGGGGAUGGCAUGGAGGAAGAUACUCCAGAAUAUGAGGACCGAAAAAUCGAGCACCAGGGAAAGCUGGUUGCCAUUGCUAGCGACCAGACACACAGCAGUGCUGCGAAGGGCGCAUUGAUUGCUGGUACUCGUUUCCGCAGUGUGCAGACCCAGCUGGCAGACAACAUGGAGAUGACUGCGCCACGCCUCCGAAAAGUCUUGGAGAAGUGUGAAGAGAGCGGACUCAUUCCCUAUCAUUUGACAAUGACCCUCGGAACCACAAACUCCUGCAGCAUGGAUCGGUACGCUGAGAUCCUAGCUUUAUUGAGAGAGAAGCCUGAAUGGCAACGAAUUUGGGUCCACGUCGAUGCUGCCUAUGCUGGCGCUUCUCUGAUCACGGAGGAGUGUAGUCAUAUUGCGAAGAGUUUUGCGGAGGGUGUUGACAGCUUCAAUAUGAACAUGCACAAGUGGCUUUUAGUCAACUUUGACGCGAGUCUUCUUUUUGUUCGAAACCGGGUUGAUCUAACCGACGCAUUUGAUAUGACGCCAGCAUACCUUCGCAACGCUUAUUCGGACUCGGGAGCCGUGAUUGACUAUCGCAAUUGGUCUUUCUCUUUGGGUCGUCGAUUCCGCGCCCUCAAGAUUUGGUUUGUGGUGCGCAGCUACGGCCUCAAUGGUAUGAAGGCAUACAUUCGCAAGACAAUGGGCCUUGGUGAUAUCUUCGCGGAUCUGAUUCGUGGACGGUCUGACCUCUUUGAGAUUGUCACAAAACCGGCAUUCGGCUUGACUGUAUUCCGCGUGAAGAACCCCCAGGCUACGUCCAACAAUUCCCAUGAAACAAACGGCAAGAUUGCGUUGUGCAAGAGGGACAAGGAGUCUGAUAGUCUGACCAAAAAGGUGUAUGAGCUUGUCAACUCUAGGGGUGAGAUAUUCAUCACUUCUACCGUGAUUGAUGGUGUCUAUGUCAUUCGGGUUGUCAGCACCAACCCCAUGGCUGAGGAGAAGUAUGUUCGCAAUGCCUUCGACGUUAUUGUUCGUACAACCGAGGAAGUACUUCGGCAGGAAAACUAG
Molecule: messenger RNA, 1545 nt
Organism: Penicillium waksmanii
Lineage: Eukaryota; Fungi; Ascomycota; Eurotiomycetes; Eurotiales; Aspergillaceae
Product: putative aromatic-L-amino-acid decarboxylase
Exons: 3
Coding region: 1-1545 (514 amino acids)
Biological process (GO): amino acid metabolic process
Molecular function (GO): carboxy-lyase activity; pyridoxal phosphate binding
Source: RefSeq, a predicted model, not a curated record